Molecule: messenger RNA, 1665 nt
Organism: Dryobates pubescens (Downy woodpecker)
Lineage: Eukaryota; Metazoa; Chordata; Aves; Piciformes; Picidae
Product: cytochrome b-c1 complex subunit 1, mitochondrial
Exons: 13
Coding region: 44-1489 (481 amino acids)
Cellular component (GO): mitochondrion
Molecular function (GO): metal ion binding
Source: RefSeq, a predicted model, not a curated record
GCGGCGGCCCGGGCGGUCGGUCAGCGGCGGUGGCAGGGACAAGAUGGCAGCUUCCUCUGUGUGCCGGGCCGGCUGCGUGGCGGGGCGGGCUCUGCUCCGCGGCCCUCGCCCCUCUGCAGCUUUGUUGACUUUGACAAGGAACCGAGGUGCUGCCACCUAUGCCCAGACACUCCAAAAUAUCCCUGAGACCCACGUCACCACUCUGGACAAUGGUCUUCGUGUUGCUUCAGAGGAGUCCAAUCAGCCAACAUGCACGGUGGGUGUGUGGAUCGCAGCGGGGAGCCGCUACGAGAACGAGAAGAACAACGGUGCCGGUUACUUCCUAGAACAUCUGGCCUUUAAGGGCACGAAGAACCGUCCUGGCACUGCCUUUGAGAAGGAGGUGGAGAGCAUGGGAGCUCACCUGAAUGGGUACACCUCACGUGAGCAGACUGCCUAUUACAUAAAAGCCUUCUCCAAGGACAUGCCCAAAGUUGUGGAGCUUCUGGCUGACAUGGUGCAGAACUGUUCUCUGGAGGAGUCUCAGAUCGAGAAGGAACGUGGUGUCAUCCUUCAGGAGCUGAAAGAGAACGACAGCAACUUGACAGAGGUUACCUUCGAUUACCUUCAUGCCACGGCUUUCCAGGGGACUGCGCUGGCCCGCACUGUUGAGGGGACCACAGAGAACAUCAAGCAUCUGACUCGAUCAGAUCUUGCUUCCUACGUUGAUAGUCACUUCAAGGCACCUCGUAUGGUCCUGGCAGCUGCUGGAGGUAUUUCCCACAAAGAGCUGGUAGAUGCAGCUAAGCAGCACUUCAGUGGAGUGCCUUUCACAUACAAAGAGGAUGCUGUGCCUGUCCUUCCGCGCUGUCGCUUCACGGGGAGUGAGAUCCGUGCCAGAGAUGAUGCCCUGCCUGUUGCCCAUAUUGCUCUUGCUGUGGAGGGGCCGGGGUGGGCUGAUCCAGACAACGUUGUCCUCAAUGUGGCUAAUGCCAUCAUUGGACGCUACGACCGUACUUUCGGAGGUGGUAAGAAUCAGUCCAGCAGGCUGGCUGUGCUUGCUGUGGAGCACAAGCUCUGCCACAGUUUCCAGACAUUCAACACCUCUUACUCUGAUACCGGCCUCUUCGGGUUCCAUUUUGUUUCCGAUCCUCUGUCCAUAGAUGAUAUGAUGUACUGUGCCCAGGGGGAGUGGAUGCGUCUGUGCACUAGCGCCACAGAGUCAGAGGUGAAGAGAGCCAAGAACUGCCUCCGAAACGCUCUGGUGGCUCAGCUGGAUGGUACUACACCAGUGUGUGAGAACAUUGGAAGCCAUCUCUUAAACUAUGGACGCCGUAUCCCCCUGGAGGAGUGGGAUGCCAGGAUUGCUGCUGUUGAUGCAAGAAUGGUGAGAGAUGUCUGCAGUAAGUACAUUUAUGACAAGUGCCCAGCAAUUGCAGCAGUUGGUCCCAUUGAGCAGCUCUUCGAUUACAACCGCAUCCGCAGUGGCAUGUACUGGGCCCGUUUCUAGGACCUGUCCCUGCCAGUUGGAAACAGUGAAGCUGAGGACUGUAACAGGCUCCUUCUGGAUCUGAAUGUCUUGUGCAGCAGGGGCAAGAGGAGUCCCAUCAAAAUGGCUGUCUUCUCGGUGUUAAAUGUGUAAAAAUAAAUAUAUCCUACCUGGAUUGGUUCUGCUGGGAGUCAACU